UUGAGCGAAGAAGUCCUUCCAUUAAACACAGUAUUUUUAUUAAAAUGUGGAAUAUAAUAUGGCUCUUUAGUGGAGUCAGUUCAGUGUUUGCAGCAAUAGACAAAGACUUCGUCAACUUCGGCGGGUUCGUGUGCCCUCGCGAGGAAAAGGCGCUCGGCCGCUGUCUGCGUGAUGCUCUCAACGCCUACAUCCCAAAAUUAGCUACAGGAGUACCGGAGUACGGCGUGCCGGCAUGCGAGCCGCUGGUGGUAGGCGCGCUAUCCGUGCAACAGGCGGCGGGCCCGCUCGCCGUCACCUCCUCCUACACUGAUGUCACCGUGCGCGGCCCGUCCACCAUGCGCGUCAAGGACGUCCAAGUAGACUCCAAACAACAUAAAAUAGUGUCAGAGUUGUACAUCCCCGAGCUGAGGGUGAAGGGCAACUACAAGCUGUGGGGGCAGCUGCUGAUGCUGCCUAUCGAAGGAGAGGGACAAUUCUCCGGGAAGUACGCGAAUAUCGACGCGGUGGUGUCGAUCGCGCUGGGACGCGCGCCUCGGCGGCGGGCGCCGGACGCGCUCACCUGCGAGAGCUUGGCCGUUAAGUUCCACAUCGGCCAUGCGGAGCUGCAGCUCGACAACCUUUUUGGUGGAGAUGGGGAGUUAGGUAACGCCAUGAACAAGUUCUUGAACGAGAACUGGCAGAAGCUGGCCGAGGAGCUGCAGGCGCCGCUGGAGGAGGCGCUGCGCGACUUCCUCAAGCCGCUGGCCGACCACGCCUUCGGCAUGCUCCGCGCCGACGACGUGCUGGCUCUUUGACACCCGUGGGUGUGGGUGACCAGGGUGACACAUGACUCGUUGAUUAAAAGGCAUUUCACUUUGCUUUAACCCAUUUAGACACAAUUACUGCAAAAAGUGCCGUUAAUUAUCCUUAGAUUAUUUAACCUAAGUAUAGUUGGGUCAUCAGGUGAACUUUUUACCCUCCACCAGCCUAAGCAUUACUUCAUUGCUUGCUCAAAACUUUACUCUUAAAAUAUUUCAAUUUGUAUUUAACAUUGUAUUAAACUUAAUUAACAUAGCGGGUGGGGCAAAAACUUAAACUGUAGGCUGUACUCUCAACCAGGCCAACAUUUGUUAAGCGAUUUUUAAAAAUAACUUGUGGUUUGA
This is a messenger RNA of Cydia strobilella, 1142 nucleotides long. RefSeq names its product protein takeout-like. The record is from RefSeq and is a predicted model, not a curated record. Bases 45 to 794 code for a protein of 249 amino acids. The transcript has 6 exons. Lineage: Eukaryota; Metazoa; Arthropoda; Insecta; Lepidoptera; Tortricidae.